AUGACCUUCGCCGCCAGCUGCUGUGGAGCAGCGACCUGCUCGGCCGUGUGCAGCGCUGCCGGCAAGUGCAACAACAGCAUGGCCACUCGUAUCGCCUACGCCGUUAUCCUGCUGCUCAACUCGCUUCUGUCCUGGAUCAUGCUCACCGACUGGGCCGUCAAGAAACUCCAACAUGUCCUGCUCGACUUCGCCACCAUCUCUUGCAACGGCAAGNNGGCCUGCUAUGGUUUCACUGCUGUCCAUCGCAUCAACUUUGCCCUCGGCUUCUUCCACGCAAUCAUGGCUCUGCUGCUCAUCGGCGUUCAGAACACACGCGACAAGAGAUCUGCCAUUCAGAACGGCUUCUGGGGUCCCAAGUUGAUCGCUUGGAUUGCUCUCAUCGUCAUUUCCUUCUUGAUUCCCGAUGGUUUCUUCAUUGUCUGGGGCAACUAUGUCGCUCUUGUCGGUGCUGUCCUGUUCUUGCUCCUCGGACUCGUUCUCCUGGUCGACCUGGCCCAUAGUUGGGCCGAGUACUGUCUCGAGAAGGUCGAGAGCACCGACUCCCAGUUCUGGAAGUCGCUCCUGAUCGGUUCUACUCUGACCAUGUAUCUUGGAUCUAUCGUCAUGACAAUCAUCAUGUACAUCUUCUUUGCCGGCUCCGGAUGUUCCAUGAACCAGGCUGCCAUCACUGUCAACCUGAUCUGCCUAUUGAUCAUCUCAGUCAUCAGUGUUCACCCCAUGGUUCAGGAGUCAAACCCCCGCGCCGGUCUUGCCCAAGCAGCCCUCGUCUGUGUUUACUGCACCUACCUGACCUUGUCUGCCGUUGCCAUGGAACCCGAUGACCAUCAAUGCAANCCCCUGGUCCGCGCUCGUGGUGCUCGCAGAACAACCGUCAUCAUGGGUGCCAUCCUCACCUUCUUGACCGUAGCCUAUACCACUACUCGUGCUGCCACCUACGGCCUGGCCAUGGGUACCGGCAAACCUGGCGGCUAUCACCAAGUUGGCGAGGGUGACCACGAGCACGGUCUCGUCGCCACACAGCCCUCGUCACGUCGCGAGUUGCGUGCCGAAGCCCUCCGCGCAGCUGUAGAAUCUGGCUCUCUGCCCGCCUCGGCUCUGGACGACUCGGACGACGACAGCGAUGACGAUGAGUACCCUGGCGCCCAUCCUCGCGACGACGAGAAGAACGCCACCCAGUACAACUACACCUUGUUCCACAUCAUUUUCCUGCUGUCCACAGCAUGGGUUGCGACAUUGCUGACACAAAACGUUGGCGGCGACUCACUGAUCGAAAAGGGCGAUUUCGUGCCCGUGGGACGUACGUACUGGGCGUCUUGGGUCAAGAUUGUCAGCUCAUGGGUGUGCUACGGCAUGUUUGGUUGGACACUUGUGGCGCCUGUCGUGCUCCCCGAGCGCUUCGACUAUUAG
Messenger RNA from Aureobasidium uvarum, 1407 nucleotides. Lineage: Eukaryota; Fungi; Ascomycota; Dothideomycetes; Dothideales; Saccotheciaceae. The record is from the annotation of a GenBank genome assembly.